AUGGACUUGGAUGUUGAACUACUAAUACCAGUUUCGGAACCAAAACGCAAAAAGGUACAUUUUUUGUUCUUGUAAAGCACCGUGGUCGCACUUGGAAUGGCUCGAAUCAUGAAUUUUCAAUGUCUCUAGACGUUAGUCGUUUUUGGUCGGUCGCACGUUAAACUUAUAUUUUUGUCGUCAAGCCAUUCCACGUGCGACUUGAGUUUUCCAGAACAAUUUCUACUAAUAAGAAAAGGAAAUUUAAGUUAUGGCAAAAUGUAUUUACCGUUCAAUUUGGAGCCAUGUUGCUGCUCACUUCUCAACAGACUGGAAUGCCUUUUUUGGUCCGAGCGGCUAAUGAGGUUUUCCUUAAAGACUGUGGAGUAAAGUUCGAAAUCGACUUGAUUUCCAGAACAAAUUUCUUCGGACAACUAGCGUUUUUAUGAUGGAAGUUAUAAAAUUGUCGAUUUGUUUAACAGUGACAACGAUAAAGUGCAGAUCUAUAUCUGGGUGGAGUUUUUUUUUUAAAUAGAAAAAAAAUGAGGUUGAGAGAACAACGGUGGCCUGAAGAGACGCCAGAGAAACUGCCGGUCUUUCUUUCUCUGGCGCCUCUCUUGCCGCAAUACUCUCUCGCUUACGUGAUUUUUGCCUGGAAGUAUUGUAAGAAGACUUCCAAUAGACGCAAAGAGAUAAGAGGUUUCCUGAAGAGACGCCAGAGAAGUGUACUUCUCUCUUUCUCUGGCGUCUCUCUUGUCGCAAUACUCUCUCGCUGUAGUUCAUGUUUACGCGGUUUUUGGUCAUAAAAAGGACAGCGGCUUCAAUUUCCAAAAAUAGAUUUUUCUCGGACGUUAGGAUCCUUUUUUAUAAAUAUUAAUUUUUCAACUUUUUCAGCACAUAUCGUGAGCUCAAAUCGUCAAUUUGGGGCCACAAAAUUGAAACUUUGAAGGUCACUUUCCCAGAAAAAACUUUGAUUAUUCGAAAAAUUUUCAGAUCUGCAUUCCCGCGAUAGUUUACGCCAUCCAGAACAAUCUCUACUACAUCGCGUUGGCGAACAUCGACGCGACGACGUAUACGGUGAGUCGAGCCGCGACGCGACCGCAAACGCGCCACCAUUCUAGGUAACCUACCAACUUAGGAUCAUCACGACGGCUCUUCUUUCCGUCUGCCUUCUCCAUCAGAGACUGACGAUCGAACAGUGGGGCUCGCUGUUCGUUUCGUUGGCCGGCGUGAUUUUCGUUCAGGUUGGUGGUACUCUCACUGUCUGCGCUCUCUUUUUCCCUUUUUGAUGAGAGAGAGAGAAGGGAGAGGGUGCAGACAGGUCAGACUGUUCUUAAUCGAUGAAGAGCAACAUGUGGUUAUAGCGGAUAGGACUCCGACUUGUCUAGCUGUUUGCACUCUCUCCAUCUCCCGAAAAGAGAAAAGAGAGUGCAGACACGUCAGACAGUCCCACCUUGUAGUGAAUGAACUAUACUAUUGAAUUGUAGAGAAAGCUCGUAUUUUGUGUAGGCCAACAGUUCAUGAAGCUUUCUAACUGCCUGCGCUCUCUUUUUCCCUUUUUGAUGAAAGAUAAAAGGGAGAAAGAGAGUGCAGACAUAGGGUACGCAAGCCAUUUCUUCAAAACGAUCCAAAAAAUAUGUUUUUUACACUGUUCGAUAGAGGAGACUGUCCAUUUUCAUAAUCCGUUCAGUUUUAGAAAAAAGGUUCACUAAGAAAAAAGUUAUGGCCAAAAAACUAGCGCGCGCGGCGUACAACUGGAGGCAAAAUCUCACGGUUUACCCGCUGCCGCACGCUUUCUUUUAAAAUGUUUUUGCGCAUUUCUGAACCGUUUUCAAAUCGGUUUUUUGUUCUGAGAGGUUGUCCGAACUGAGCUUCAUGUUUUGGUAUGAAUCUUUUGUACAAUCCUCAUAAGAAUAUUUGAUAAAAUAUCAAAAAAACCACUUAGAAAAAAAAGGUCAGAAGGAAUUUUCAGCUUAUUUUUUUCUUUUUUUCUAAUCAGAAAAAAAUUAUUAUCAUUCGAUUUGGAUGAAAGAAAAAAAUGAAAAAAAUAAUGUUAUUUCGAAAUAAAACAGGAAAAUGUGCAAUUUGACUCCAAAAAAACGGCUCCUGCAACAUUUAAAAAGUGCGCAUCGGUGUGUUUGACGCAAACACAGCUACGAACGCUUGCACGAAUUCUUCCGAAAUUUCAAAAAAAUUGCCAUUUUUUUCGAGGUUUUUCAAAGCCGUUAUUUUUUCGCGUCGAUCGAUUUUUUUCAUAAUUUUUUUCAUUGAUAGAGUUUUGAACGCUUAAUAACAUGAGCAAAAAAAGUAUAGACGCGAUCCUAUUCUCUCAUGCGUCAACGAGGCAGGCGAAAAAAAGGAGGUUUUGGUAAAAUUCAAAUAUAAUUUGAUUCGCUGUCCCAAUAAUUAUUUUUCAUUUUGAAUUUUUUUGUUUGUGAGCAAAUUGUGAGUUUUUUUAAAUCAAAUAAAAAAAGUAUACCAUGUCGCUGAAAUUUUUUUCGCAUUUCAGCUUCAAAGUUUGGUGUCACUUUACAAGCUUCGAUUUUUUUUUCGCGUCGUUAGAUUUUUUAAAAUUUUUUUUCAAAAAAUAAAGAAAGUGUUAAUGUAUAACAUACUCAAAAUUCGGAAGCGUUCCUCACUUGGUUUUUCAGAAACGCCACGAUUUUUGUGAAACUCGACAGUUUUUUUCGUGUUAAAUCUUACUUUUUUUCGUUGAUUUUUGAAAAAUACAUAGUUUAAAAGUUUUUCAGUCUUGUAGAGCGUUGUCGAUUACAUAGAUUAACAGAAGCAAUUUAUUUUUAAAGUUGAACUUUAGCUACUAUAAACGCCUCAAAACCGUUUUUGCAACAAAAAAAUCGUCAUUUUGGUGGCGUGAAGAGGCGGGGCUUUGCGCCCCCUAUGCAGACAGGUCAGACUGUUCUUUAUCGAUGAUGAGAAGUAUGUGGUUAUAGCGGAUAGUACUCCGACUUGUCUAGCUGUUUGCACUCUCUCUAUCUCUCGAAGAGAGAAAAGAGAGAAAGAGAGCGCAGACAAGUCAGACAGGCCCGCCUUGUAGUGAAUGAAUUAUAUUAUUGAAUUGAAUUGAAGAGAAAGCUCGUAUUUUGUAAGCCAAUAGUUGAUGAAGCUCUAUGACCGUCUGUUUUCUUUAUUUCUCUCUUUGACGGAAAAAAAGAAGUACUUUUUUUUGAUUUUAGGUAGAUAAAAGUGAGUCGAAUAAAGAUUCGGUGGAUGGAAACCAUUUUCUCGGCGUCGUUGCAACUUUGAUCACCUGUUGGACCAGCGCUUUUGCAGGUUUUAUUUUUUGCAUUUUUUUGAAAUAGUCCAUUCAUUAUCAUCUUCUUUUAAGACUUCAAAAAAAGGUUAAGAUUUUGCCCUAAAACGAAGGACAAUAUCCUUUAAAAGACUUUAGUAGAUUUUUCUAGGCUUCACAGGUGUAAAAUGACCGAAUCAGAACCUGAACUUUUUAUAUUUUUUAGGAGUCUACUUUGAAAAAGUGAUCAAAAAGUCGUCAGCCGAUGUUUGGGUCCAAAAUAUCCGUUUAUCGAUCCUGACGCUGACUUUUGCUGCCUUCACAAUGAUUGGAGCUGAUCACAAGGCGAUUUUAAAAGGUUUUUUUUUCCAGGGACUUCAUCUUGAUCUCAGAAAAGGGAAUAGAAAAGCUCUGCGAAAGUCGUAAAAUACAUGUAAAAGUAAAGUUUAACUCGAAAAACCAAAAAGCCUUGGAAAAUGGCUCAAAGCUCUGCUUUUGACGGGAAAAAUAGUAUUAGAAAAAAAAGGUUCCCAAAAUUUUGGAGCCCGAGAUUUUCUUUUGCUUUCAUUUUACUAAAUUUUGAACAGAAGAGUUGCAGACGGAAUGUUCCAAGGGUGGGGUCCGAUAGUCUGGACCGUCACCGUCAUCAACGCUAUAGGAGGUCUUUGUGUGACGGUCGUGGUCAAAUACGCCGACAAUGUCAAGAAAACCUACUGUCAAUCCAUCGCUAUAGGUGAUUUUAUUGAGUUUUCAUAUUUCUCAGUUUUCUUGUGCAAACUCCCUAAGGGACCACUUUACCAACCUCUGUAGGGGUCACUUGAGAUUGCAAAAGUGGUCCCUAUGGGGAACAUGCUAGUCGAUAAUUUUUAUGUACUCUAUGCGAAAGCUAAAUAAGUAAGCUUUUUUAAAAUGAAGUUGAAAGACCCCUAUAGGGACCACUUAAGCUUUAGGGGCUAAGGGGUCCGACCUCGAACUCCUAUAGGGACCACCUUGGUUUUACCCCUCUAGGGACCAAUCUUUCGGCCCCUAGGCGGGGCUCUUCCCCCCUCCCUUCUUACCCCUACAGGGACCACUCUGGAGCUCCUAAGUCAGAAUAAAGAAAAAUAAUAAUAAUUUCAGUACUAACCGCCUUGAUCUCAGUGUGGCUUGGAGAACGGGAGCCGACGCUAAUGUUAAUCGAAGGCGUUCUCAUGGUCGUUCUAGCCGUUUUUAUUUAUUCUUGUUAUCCGCCAGCUUCAAAAGAUAGACCUUGUAGCCUUCUAGAGGAAUAGUUCAUUAAUUAUUUCACAAUAUUCAGUUUCUAGCCUUUUAUAUGUACCUCAUACGUGUCCCUCUCACUAAUCACCUCAUAUCACUUAAUCAUGUCUAAUAAAUGUUUUUGCGCUUUCGAAAACUCGAAAAAUCAUUUUAUUGAGUCCAUCUAAUCAGGAAACAACAUUUUUGGGGGCUGAUGUAAGCUUGAACCACUAUAGGGACCACUAUAGGGAAAUAAUUAGUUGACACACAGUCCUAGCACUUGAAUAGCUCGAUUUGAAUCCCUAAAGUGACUUCUUUGCCGCUUAUAAACAUCACUAGAAGCUUGAAAUGCUAUGGAAAUCACUGGAAAUUUUUUCAGAAGCGAUUAAUGAUUUUCGUUGAUUUUUAAAGGCAUGUUUUUCAUCACUAUAAUUUUCAUCACUUCAUCUGGAGCUUUCUGAUCACUUAGCAGGUGCUCUCCAGCAUUACUAAAAACUCAAACCCCUCAGGCCUCCCUGAAAAUUCUUCCAGAAGUUUCUCAGAACUUUCUGAAGAUUUCUGAUCUCCUGGCAGGUGUGACUACGCAAUCGAAAGAUCUAUCACCUUCUGUCCACGUUCCUGGCCUUCAAUCUACGUAGACGCUUAUCAAAUCUAUCCACAUCGUCUUUUGGCAAGCGUUUUCAUCCGACUGAUGAUCAAGAACACAAAUUCCUCCCGCCUACUUCUGCCAAAUGAACGUUCUUCUUUACGUUGUCAAAUAGUCUUAUAUGAUUUAUUCUUCCUCUAUACUGCAGAUGAAUAUAUUUUUAUUCAUUUUCUCAGUUUUGCUGGUUAGACAUUCGGAACAGUGUAUGAAGACGAUACCUGGUGAAACGAUCACUUCGACGUCAACAACGACGUUUUCUACUACCGUUUGCGAAGGUGAGAAACCAUUUUUUUUCGAAGUUUAUGUGAGCGAAAUUCUUAAAAAAAAACUUUUCCAUAAAGUUCGAUUAUCACAAUUCUUCUGUAUUAUUUUUAAAAAAAAUAGAAAAAUUUGUCCUAAUAAAAAAAUUUUUGCGCGGCAAAAUACAAUCACACGUCGCUGUGUUUGCGUACUUCGUAAAUAUACUUCAAAAACGGCUCCUAAUUCAAUUUUUUUUUCUUUUCUUUUUUUCCAACGUUUUUUUUAUGUUUAAAAGUUUUUGUUGAGAUUUUUUCGAAGCGCAUAAAUAUUACAUUACUUGGAAUAUCGCUGAAACACGGUGUUUCUUUUGCGACGCCCCGCCCACUUUUCUCCGUCAAUUAGGACGUGUUUAGUGCAUGCACAAAAAAUUUGGAAAAUAAGGUUAACCGAUGAUAUAAGUGUGAGAAACGAAUGAACAUUGAAGAAAAAAAAGACGAGGAAAUUAAAAGAGAUUAAAUAAAACUAUAUUGCUGUGGAGAAACAAAUAAAAAGAUGUUUUUACAGCAAGUACUUUUUUUAUUAUAAAAAGUUGACGGAAUAUCCGGAUAUAAAUGAAUUCCGGAACAUACUUUCUCAACUUCACAGACUUUUUUUCAUGUAACUUCAUCUCAUUGAUGUCCACAACCUAGGAAUCUGAACAAUCGACAAAAAAAUAGAAUAAGAAAAACAUAAAAUGGGGUGAAACAUGUUCCAUACAAACAGGUGGAGAUUUUUCAAAACGCUUCUUCAUCACGAGUUUUUAAAGUUAGCCUCACAGAACUACUUUCAAAAAAACGUCUAACAACCCAGAGUAUACCCCGAUCGUGGUCCCGCAAUACUAUCAGCAAUCUACGAAAAUAAAAAAAGUGAAAAAAAUAUGAAAAAAAAUUGACAAAAAAAUCAAAAAAAUAAAGCCACUUUUUCAAAUUUCGCGGGCGAAUUUCGAGAAGUGCGCAGACUUUGCCGAGUUUCAAAUUCCUUGCAUUUUCUUCAACUGGCAGAAACGCCGUGGAAACGGCUUUUCGUUUUGAGACCUUUUUGAAAAUAGUUGAAAAAAAAUUUUAACAGCUCAAUGUGAUUCAAAUAUGAAUCAAGUGGUUAGCUUCAAAUUUUUUUCAGGCGUGGAAUAAUUUGAUUCGAAAUGCACGUUUAAAAAGUGUAUUGAUUUCCAAGUUUUUUUUUCGCGAUUUUUGCAAAUAACGGAUCCAAUUUUGAUAUUCCUAUCAAAUUACGAAUCUUUACAUUUUGCAAAAUAGUUGAUAAAUGAUACUUUUGCCUGCCCUAGACUGAAUAUUUUGUUUUCCAUUCAAGGAUGUGUUGAUUAUUUUUCGAAAAUUUAAGUUGAUAAUUUUCUACAGUACGUAUUUUUAUCAGCAGAAGUUUUUUCUUUGAGUUUAGAUGAUCCUCCAGCUCCAACUCCCUUACCAACUUCAAGCUUAUCAUCUACCUCGACUUUAACUCCGAGCUCCACCUCUAGUUCAACUUCAACUUCAACCUCAACUUCUACUUCUACUUCUACUUCCACUUCUACAUCGACAUCUACAUCCACCUCGACCUCAACCUCGACCUCGACUUCUACUUCAACUACGCCAGCUCCAACACCUCCUCCGACAUCUCCUCCAACACCUCCUCCGACACCUCCUCCAACACCUCCUCCAACACCUCCUCCAACACCGCCUCCAACAGAUCCGCCUACGACUCCAGGCGGUCCUGCACCACGUGAUUAUAACUCUAAAAUCGACCUGAUAUUAGCUUUUUUCAGCUUGCGGCGUUUGCAAAGUGACCGAUGUUGA
Caenorhabditis auriculariae is the source of this 7180-nucleotide messenger RNA. The record is from the annotation of a GenBank genome assembly. NCBI's taxonomy places the organism in Eukaryota, Metazoa, Nematoda, Chromadorea, Rhabditida, Rhabditidae.